AUGUCUCCCUUUGCCGUAGGUUUGGAAUGGGACAUUGUUGAGGGGGCAGGUGUCGAAAUGGCAGCGGACGUCCCUUCCUUGAGCGCCGGGGUGGCUUCUGGGACGUCUGGAUCAGGCGCGCAGUCUGGAGGAAGCAUCAUCCCGAGAGCGAACAAGAGGAGGCCGGGGCUUGAUUUUGACGACGACGGCGAAGGGAACAGUAAAUUUCUCAGAUGCGACGAUGACCAGCUCCCAAACGACAAGGAGAGAUUUGCCAGGUCUGACGAUGAGCAGAGUUCAGCGGAUAAGGAGAGACUGGCCAGGGAGAACCACAGCGAAAUCGAGCGGCGGCGGCGGAACAAGAUGACGGCCUACAUCACCGAGCUCUCCGACAUGGUGCCGACCUGCAGCGCCCUGGCCCGCAAGCCCGACAAGCUCACCAUCCUGCGCAUGGCCGUCUCGCACAUGAAGUCCCUCCGGGGCACCGGGAACACCUCCACCGACGGCACCUACAAGCCCUCUUUCCUCACGGACCAGGAACUCAAGCACUUGAUUCUGGAGGCGGCUGACGGGUUCCUCUUCAUCGUGUCCUGCGAGACCGGCCGGGUGGUCUACGUCUCCGACUCAGUGAUGCCCGUCCUGAACCAGCCCCAGUCCGAGUGGUUUGGCCGCGCGCUCUACGACCAGGUGCACCCCGACGACGUGGACAAACUGCGGGAACAGCUCUCCACCUCAGAGAAUGCGUUAACAGGUCGCAUCCUCGAUCUGAAAACCGGGACCGUCAAGAAGGAAGGGCAGCAGUCCAUGCGGAUGUGCAUGGGUUCCCGGAGGUCCUUCAUCUGCCGGAUGAGGUGUGGCAACACCGCGGUCGACCCGGUCUCCAUGAACCGCCUCAGCUUUAUGAGAAACCGAUGCAGGAACGGCUUAGGUGCUGCCAAGGAUGGCGAGCCCCACUUUGUCGUGGUCCACUGCACGGGCUACAUCAAAGCCUGGCCCCCGGCAGGGGUCUCGCUGCCGGAUGACGAACCGGAUGCCGGGCAAGGAAGCAAGUUCUGCCUCGUGGCCAUUGGCAGGCUCCAGGUCACAAGCUCCCCCAGCUGCGCGGACAUGAGCACCGUGUGCCAGCCGACCGAGUUCAUCUCCCGGCACAACACCGACGGCAUCUUCACCUUCGUCGACCAUCGCUGCGUGGCCACGGUCGGCUACCAGCCGCAGGAGCUCUUAGGGAAGGACAUCGUAGAGUUCUGCCACCCAGAAGACCAGCAGCUCUUGCGGGACAGCUUCCAGCAGGUGGUGAAGUUAAAAGGCCAGGUUCUGUCCGUCAUGUUCCGUUUCCGGUCCAAGAACCGAGAAUGGCUCUGGAUGAGAACCAGUUCCUUUACCUUCCAGAACCCGUACUCGGACGAGAUUGAGUACAUCAUCUGUACCAACACCCACGUGAAGAACUCCAGCCAAGAGACCCGGCCCGCCUUGUCCAACCCAAUGCAGAGGCCGCAGUUGGGCCAGAACGUCAGCCUGCCGCUGGAGAUGGGUUCGGCGCAGCUGGCGGGGAGGCCGCUGCCAUCUCAGCCGGCAGAGCUCGACGUGGUCCAGGGAAGGGAGAGCAUAGCCAGUUACGAACACUCACAGGCUGUCGUUCAACCUGUGAGCAGCGCCGGCUCAGAGCACAGCAAGCCGCUGGAGAAGACAGAGACCCUCUUCAGCCAGGAGAGGGACCCUCGUUUCGCUGAAAUCUACGGCAGCAUCAGCACAGACCAGACGAAAGCCCUCUCUGCCAGUUCGGUGCCUGCCAGCCAGUCUCUCUUCUCCCAGGGGAAUGCGUUUAACGCCUCUCGCCCAGCCGAGAACUUCAGGAGCAGCGCCAUGGUGGCCCCCGUGAACGUCGCCCAGCAGCCCACGACGCAGCAGCCGACAUCAGCGGGUCAGAUCCUGGCCCAGAUCUCUCGCCACUCCAACCCCAGCCAGGUCUCCGGGACGAACUGGGCUUCAGGGACCCGCCCGUCUUUCGCAGCCCAACAAGUGGCUUCCCAGGCUGUGAAGCCGCGGCCCUCGUCCUUCUCCAUGGGCGCCUUCCAGACCACCCCGUCCUCCUUCAGUCCGAUGUCGACCCCAGGCUCCACCGCCUCGCCAGGCGGGGCCGCCUACCCGAGCCUUUCCAACCGAAGCGCCAGCUUUGCAGGAGAGAGCGGGCCGACCCCCUCCCAGUUCCAGCCACGGGCAGCAGAGGGCGUCGGCGUGUGGCCACAGUGGCAGGCCCAGCACCACGGUCCGGGGUCGGGCGAGCCGCACCUCCCGCAGCAGUCAAGCCAGCCGGAAGUCUUCCCGGCGUCGAUGUUCCGAUGUUCCUGGCAUCUCCAGUGUCUGGUCGAGGUCUUUUCGGUCUGGCGGCUUUCUUUCUAG
Messenger RNA from Gekko japonicus, 2379 nucleotides. RefSeq names its product aryl hydrocarbon receptor nuclear translocator (gene ARNT). The record is from RefSeq and is a predicted model, not a curated record. The coding region runs from base 1 to 2379 and encodes 792 amino acids. The transcript is spliced from 22 exons. Gene Ontology annotation, molecular function: RNA polymerase II cis-regulatory region sequence-specific DNA binding; DNA-binding transcription factor activity, RNA polymerase II-specific; protein dimerization activity. Lineage: Eukaryota; Metazoa; Chordata; Lepidosauria; Squamata; Gekkonidae. Gene Ontology annotation, cellular component: cytoplasm; aryl hydrocarbon receptor complex; transcription regulator complex. Gene Ontology annotation, biological process: regulation of transcription by RNA polymerase II.